Coffea arabica (coffee) is the source of this 1306-nucleotide messenger RNA. RefSeq names its product GTP-binding protein YPTM2. NCBI's taxonomy places the organism in Eukaryota, Viridiplantae, Streptophyta, Magnoliopsida, Gentianales, Rubiaceae. The record is from RefSeq and is a predicted model, not a curated record. Gene Ontology annotation, molecular function: GTPase activity; GTP binding.
CCUCUCUCUCAUUUCCCCGUUCUCUUCCUUUCACAACUCUCUCUUCCAAUCCUUCUCUGAGACGACGUGUACGAAGCUCCCGUUAAAUUCUCGCCGGGAAACGCAAAAACCCAUCUACCCUUUUGGCUCCUCUCUUAUCUCUUCGUGAAAGUAUCGAUCCCGGAAUUCUUUUUGUCCAUAUAGCGUCAUAAUGAAUCCAGAAUAGAGAAACAGCAAAUUUCAAGCAUUUGGAACUUUGUGAUUGUGGCUGAAACGACAACUAGAAUAUAAUCUCUGCCUGGUUGAGAGGUGGAUGUCGAUCUUGUCCUUUUGGUAACUAGUUGGUCUAGGCUGUAGCAGUUGGAAUUAUAACUUAAGGUUGAUUUGUUUACCAAUGAAACUGUGUGCUGUUAUGAGACUUUUUUCUUUGUCAGUUGUCAUUAAUCAUGCUGCAAGCUUCACUGGUGGUGAAGAUGUUGAUCACAUAUCAGAUUGGCCUUCUAAUUUCAUCGACUAUCUUUUUAAGCUUUUGCUCAUUGGAGACUCUGGCGUUGGCAAAUCAUGUCUGCUCUUGAGGUUUGCUGAUGAUUCAUAUCUGGAGAGUUAUAUUAGUACCAUCGGGGUGGAUUUUAAAAUCCGCACAGUAGAGCAGGAUGGGAAAACCAUUAAACUCCAAAUUUGGGACACUGCUGGGCAAGAACGUUUUAGGACAAUUACAAGCAGCUAUUAUCGUGGCGCUCAUGGUAUCAUUGUGGUUUAUGAUGUCACCGAUCAAGAAAGCUUUAAUAACGUAAAGCAAUGGCUGAAUGAAAUUGACCGAUAUGCAAGUGAGAAUGUAAACAAGCUUUUGGUUGGGAACAAGUGUGAUCUUGAAUCUCAAAGGGUAGUGGCAUAUGAUACAGCCAAGGCUUUUGCAGACGAAAUUGGGAUUCCUUUCAUGGAAACAAGUGCAAAAAGUUCCACCAAUGUUGAACAGGCUUUUAUGGCAAUGGCUGCCGAGAUCAAGAAUAGGAUGGCAAGCCAACCCGCAAUGAACAAUGCCCGACCACCUACCGUACAAAUUCGAGGACAGCCUGUAAACCAAAAGUCUGGUUGCUGCUCCACCUGAAGAAAAUAGUUGGAUUAACUGAUGAUGAUGAAGCCUAUGCUUGUGUUCUCCAUGGGGUGUAAAAUUACUCGCCGUUCGCAGGAUUGCUUAUUUGAUAUUGUUGUUUCAGAACUAUGCUAAAACAUUCAUUCUUUUUACUGUAUUUGAUGUUAAAGUAAACAUUUGUACAAAUUAGGAAAAUAUUGGUUAAUAGCAAUAUUUACUUUCAUUACCUUGGCC